Messenger RNA from Cariama cristata (Red-legged seriema), 1212 nucleotides. RefSeq names its product microtubule-associated protein 1S (gene MAP1S). Gene Ontology annotation, biological process: axonogenesis; dendrite development; regulation of microtubule depolymerization. The transcript is spliced from 2 exons. Gene Ontology annotation, molecular function: microtubule binding; actin binding. NCBI's taxonomy places the organism in Eukaryota, Metazoa, Chordata, Aves, Cariamiformes, Cariamidae. Gene Ontology annotation, cellular component: microtubule; cytosol; neuronal cell body. The annotation marks the transcript as partial. The record is from RefSeq and is a predicted model, not a curated record.
AUCAGCUGCCCCGACUUCGGGGAGUGGAGGGACUCGGGCUUGGACCAUCACAACCUCCAGGAUUUCAUCGAGCUGCGCUACAACCCGGGCUGCAUCCUGCCGGAGAUGGAGGGACUGGAGGAGUUCAUGGAGUACCUCUCGGAGUCGCUGGAGCCCCAGUCCCCCUUUGACCUCCUCGAGCCUCCCACCAUGGUGGGCUUCCUCAAGCUCUCCAAGCCCUGCUGCUAUAUCUUCCCGGGCGGGAGAGGGGACUCGGCUUUCUUUGCCGUCAAUGGCUUCAACGUCCUGGUGAACGGAGGCUCCAACCCCAAGUCAUCCUUCUGGAAGCUGGUCCGGCACCUGGACCGCAUCGACUCCAUCCUGGUGACGCACGUGGGCACGGACAGCCUGCCCGGCGUCAACAGCCUGCUGCAGAGGAAGCUGGCCGAGCUGGAGGAGGAUCCGUCCCAGGGCUCACAGGGUAACGGGGACUGGGCGAAGAAUCUCAUCUCGCCGGAGCUGGGUGUCGUCUUCCUCAACGCCUCCGAGAAGCUGAAGAACAUCGAGGGCAACUCCCGGGUGCUGAAGAGCUGCGAUGAGGCUGCCCUGACCCUGCACUACCUGGAGAAGCUGGGCAUCCGUCCCAACCCGCUGGCCCGGGACAGCGGACCCCGCGCAGAGCCCACCGUCCUCUUCCAGAAGAUGGGAGUGGGUCGGUUGGACAUGUACGUCCUGAACCCCGUGAAGGGCACCAAGGAGCUGGAGUUUCUCCUGCAGCAAUGGUCGGGCAACAGCUACCCCAAGGAGCAGGACUUGCCCCUGCAGUGCCUGACCUCCGUCUGCGCCCUCCUCGUCUGGCACCCCGUCAGCCCCUCCGAGAAGAUCAUCCGGGUCCUCUUCCCCGGCUGCACCCCCCAGGGCCACAUCCUGGAGGGGCUGGAGAAGGUGAAGCACCUGGAGUUCCUCAAGCACAGGAGGGCAGAGAGCAAGGAGAGCCUGAAAUCGGCUUCCAAGCUCAGCUUGGUGGAUGCCGGGGCACCGGUGCUGAAGGAGAAGGCUCCGAAGGUGGAGAGGAAGGAGGUGAAGGCAGGGACCAAGGAGAAGCCAAAAUCCCUGGGGGAGACGGCCAGAGCAGGGUCGGAAGAGGAGAAAGGCAAGGACGCUCGAGCCAAGCUGGACUCUUCGAUGGAGAAGCUGAAGGCGGAUGCAAAGCCCAAGCUGAGCAAGGAGAAG